This is a messenger RNA of Ananas comosus (pineapple), 1265 nucleotides long. Its product is annotated as protein ESKIMO 1-like. Lineage: Eukaryota; Viridiplantae; Streptophyta; Magnoliopsida; Poales; Bromeliaceae. The record is from RefSeq and is a predicted model, not a curated record. Gene Ontology annotation, cellular component: Golgi apparatus. Gene Ontology annotation, molecular function: O-acetyltransferase activity.
GUUUGACGCAAAAGCGCUUCUGGAGAAGCUGCGGGGGAAGCGCUUAAUGUUCGUGGGGGACUCGUUGAACCGGAAUCAGUGGGAGUCCAUGGUGUGCUUGCUCCAGUGGGUCGCACCGUGGGACAAAAAAACCCUGGUCAAAAAUGGCUCGCUCAAUGUGUUCACACUCCAGGAGUACAACGCGACGGUGGAGUUCUACUGGGCGCCGUUCCUGGUGGAGUCGAACUCCGACGAUCCGACGAUCCACAGCAUCCAGAACCGGAUCAUCAUGCCGACGUCGAUCGCGAAGCACGCCGCGAACUGGAAGGGGGUGGACUACCUCAUCUUCAACACCUACAUUUGGUGGAUGAACACCCCCAGAAUGAAAGUCCUGCGGGGAUCGUUCGAUAAAGGAUCGACGAAGUACGACGAGAUCGAUCGGCCGGUCGCGUACCGGAGGGUGCUGAAGACGUGGGCUAGAUGGGUGGAGAAGAAUGUGGAUCUGAGGAAAACAAUGGUGUUCUUCAUGAGCUCUUCUCCCAUUCAUAUCAAGAGUGCCGGGUGGGGCAAUCCGAACGGCAUCAAGUGCGCGCUGGAGACGACGCCGGUGGCAAACCGGACGAAGCCGCUAGAGCUGGGCACGGACUGGCGGCUGUUCGCGGUGGCGGCGGAGACGGCGCGGUGGCUGAACCGGCGGGGGACGCCGGUCCACUUCGUGAACAUCACCGCGCUAUCGGAGGUCCGGAAGGACGCGCACACGUCCGUCCACACCCUCCGGCAGGGCAAGCUGCUGACACCGGAGCAGCAGGCGAACCCCGCGAUGUACGCCGACUGCAUCCACUGGUGCCUGCCUGGCGUGCCGGACACCUGGAACGAGUUCCUCUAUGCGCAAAUUAUAUCCGGCCCGCGAAAGCAAUAAAAAUACGAGUUGGGGCCAAUUCGCUCGUCAUUUUUUUUCUUUUUUAUUUUUUCUUUUUCUCCUCAUUUUUUUGAAAAAAAUUUAAGAAAAGUUAGUUUUUUUAUUAUUAUUAUUUCGAAUUUUUAAAAUUUUGAAUUCGUUAUUUCCCUAUUUGUGGGGGAGGCAUGUGGUAGGUUUCUUUUUAUUAGGUUUUGGAAAAAGCUGGAAAGGUGGUUUGGUCGAGUUAGUGUGAUUGUGACCACCAUUAAUAGAUGAUGUAACAUCAGAAGAGUAUGAGACUUGGGUUAAUUUGUAUAGUAAAUUUAUAAAAUUGCCCUUGACCUUUUAUUAAUAUUUAAAAACAAAAUGUAUUUUAUAGGGGAGUUUA